AUGAAAAAUGUCGAGGAGCAAGGCCAAUCAACAAGGGUCCCACCUACACAUGUACCAUUGUUUGCUGGGUUAAACGACGAUCCAUCUACUCUUCACAUCGAGGGCGGCUAUUCAGCGUUUGGUGUCGAUACAGAAGCCAGUACAAACGUUGAUAUCAGAAUCGUCCCAGUCGAACUUGCUUUGAUUGAUUACGAAAAGCGAAAAGCUUUCGAGCUCUAUGUGACGUCACCAUCCGGGCGAUGUCAAAUCAACGUUGACGUCAUAGACGUGAACGAUAACGCUCCGAAAUGCGUUCACGACACCUUCACUUUUUAUGUCACCGAAAAUCACAAACCAGUGGUUCUGGGAGAGGUCACGGAUCCAUCUACUCUUCACAUCGAGGGCGGCUAUUCAGCGUUUGGUGUCGAUACAGAAGCCAGUACAAACGUUGAUAUCAGAAUCGUCCCAGUCGAACUUGCUUUGAUUGAUUACGAAAAGCGAAAAGCUUUCGAGCUCUAUGUGACGUCACCAUCCGGGCGAUGUCAAAUCAACGUUGACGUCAUAGACGUGAACGAUAACGCUCCGAAAUGCGUUCACGACACCUUCACUUUUUAUGUCACCGAAAAUCACAAACCAGUGGUUCUGGGAGAGGUCACGGCGACCGAUGCUGACUCUGCUAUCUACUCACCUAUCCGGUACAGUAUUCAUGGAGAGGGCGCAGAGCUGUUUGCGAUUUCGGAAGAAGGCGAGUUCCGAUCCUUGCUGCCCAUCGAUCGGGAAGAGCAUGACAAAUUUGAGCUCACAGUGAGAGCCACCGAUGCAGGAGGGAAGUCAACGGAUUGUCCAGGGAAAGUUGUUGUUCGAGACAUCAACGACAACACUCCAACUUUCGAACAUUCCGAAUAUCUGAUUGAAAUUGAAGAGGAAAAAACAUUGAAGCAAAAGCUCGAGGCAUCCGACCCUGAUAUUGGUGAGAACGGUGAGAUUGUCUAUACUCUGGAGAACGUGCCUCAAGGCUUAGCCGUGGAGGCAUCUGCUGGAAUUCUGUUCAUUGGCAAGCUCGAUCGUGACACCAUGGACAGUGAUUCAGUUCGAUUCGUGCUUCGUGCAACUGAUCGUGGACAUCCACCACGGACAUCUGUCACCAAUGUCACCAUCAACGUGAAGGCGAAGGAGGAUGGUCAGCAAGGAAUGGAGACAGUGGAAGAACUGCGCGUUCGAGCUCAACAGCGAGACGUUGCCGAAGAGCAAGUAAACGGCGAUCUCUGCAAUGGCAAAGUGUACUUGGCUACGAUCAAAGAGGGAGAACCGGACUUUGAAGAGCCAUUAGUGAUCCGGUUGUCAAAGCCUACGGAUCCAUCUACCCUUCACAUCGAGGGCGGCUAUUCAGCGUUUGGUGUCGAUACAGAACUAUACUGCUGGUUGUUCGGUGUGUGCUCUCCAGUACAAACGUUGCUAUCAGAAUCGUCGCGCAGUCGAACGUUGGCUUUGAUGAUACGAAAACGAAAAGCUUCGAGCUUCUAA
Molecule: messenger RNA, 1503 nt
Organism: Ostertagia ostertagi
Lineage: Eukaryota; Metazoa; Nematoda; Chromadorea; Rhabditida; Trichostrongylidae
Source: the annotation of a GenBank genome assembly